Molecule: messenger RNA, 1305 nt
Organism: Daldinia loculata
Lineage: Eukaryota; Fungi; Ascomycota; Sordariomycetes; Xylariales; Hypoxylaceae
Product: translation initiation factor 2, alpha subunit
Exons: 4
Coding region: 94-1026 (310 amino acids)
Cellular component (GO): eukaryotic 48S preinitiation complex; multi-eIF complex; eukaryotic translation initiation factor 2B complex
Molecular function (GO): translation initiation factor activity; RNA binding; ribosome binding
Source: RefSeq, a predicted model, not a curated record
GAACCGCAGAGAAAUUUUAAACCCCGCCUGCGCGCGUGCGAUCUUGGGCCCAUCAGACAUUUUUAAGAUCAAGUACUACUAUUUUCGCCCAAGAUGUCGUUGACAAACUGUCGCUUUUACGAGGAGAAGUAUCCGGAGAUUGAUAGCUUCGUCAUGGUCAAUGUGAAGCAGAUCGCCGAUAUGGGUGCUUAUGUUAAACUCCUCGAAUAUGACAACAUCGAUGGCAUGAUUCUACUAUCUGAACUUUCGAGACGUCGUAUUCGAAGUAUUCAGAAGCUUAUUCGGGUUGGUCGCAACGAAGUCGUGGUCGUCCUCCGAGUCGAUAAAGAGAAGGGAUAUAUCGAUCUUUCGAAGCGCCGAGUCUCUCCCGAGGAUAUCGUUAAAUGCGAGGAACGAUACAACAAGAGCAAGAUGGUCCAUUCCAUCAUGCGCCAUGUGGCCGAGAAGACUCAAACCCCCAUCGAAACCCUAUACGAGAGCAUAGCUUGGCCAUUGAACAAGAGAUACGGCCACUCCAUCGAUGCAUUCAAGCUCUCCAUAACGAACCCCGAUGUAUGGAGCGAUAUCACAUUCCCUAGCGAGCCGGUAGCGGAGGAACUGAAGUCGUACAUUGGAAAGCGCUUGACGCCUCAACCCACGAAGGUUCGUGCCGACAUCGAGGUCACCUGCUUCGAAUACGACGGAAUCGAUGCUGUUAAGGCUGCCUUAAGAACGGCGGAGGCGCGGAAUACCGAAGAGAACCAGGUGAAAGUGAGACUGGUCUCCCCGCCGCUCUACGUUUUAACAAACACGUGCCUGGACAAGAACGUUGGUAUAAGCCGACUGGAGCAAGCCAUCGUAGAUAUCCGUAGCAGCAUCACCAGCGCAGGUGGUCAACUCGUGGUCAAGAUGGAGCCUAAGGCGGUGACGGACUCGGAUGAUGCCGAACUGCAGGCAUUGAUGGAGAAGCGCGAACGUGAGAACGCGGAGGUCAGUGGAGACGAGAGUGUUAGCGAGAGCGAUGACAACAUCCCCGAGACUGUCUAAGCUAUCGUUUGACUUUGGUUCAUUUCAAUUAGUUCCACCGCAAGGGGUGUACGGCUAGGUAAAGGGUACCAACCUAGAGGUCUUUGACAUUCACGGGUCAUAAAAAGUACCUAGCAUGCGAAUUGAGCAUUUUGUUUUUCGAAAUGAAGUAAAUAAUCAAGUUGCUGCCCCUGUCUCCGUACCUUGAAACGACUUAAGCUGCUUUGUAAGAGUUAUGCUUCCUAACUGCCUAAUACUGCUUAUCCCAUUUUAAUUAUUGGUAAGUUGCCCGUUAAGUUG